Molecule: messenger RNA, 3950 nt
Organism: Xyrichtys novacula (pearly razorfish)
Lineage: Eukaryota; Metazoa; Chordata; Actinopteri; Labriformes; Labridae
Source: the annotation of a GenBank genome assembly
CCCUCGACCCCGCGGAUCCGCCGGAUGAGACGUUGAACAGCAAUGCAUUCUGGGGCAUGGCGUAGCACAAUAGUUAACUUCAAUGCUAACUGCUCUCCGGAAAGUGAAAAUCUAAUUGCCUUAAAAAUACAGAUUAGUUGAAAAUACACCAUCUGCUAUGUCAAAUAUUUUGAGUCAAUCGCAGACAUGGUCCGUCGAAGAAGCAUCGUUUGGGGCUAUUUUUCAACUGUGAGCUCGCAUUCAGUCCAAUGUUUGAUCUGCAGCCGUUUUGUGCCUAAACAUGCUCAGGGCACCACCACGGCCUUGCUGAGACAUCUACGAGUCAACCACCCCACUGAGGCCAACAGACCAAGUCGAGGUCGUUUUUCUGAGGGUACCUCCAUCCACGGAAGCCAAGACAUGGAGACAGGCGGUGAACAGUUCUGCUCCGGUAAGAUCCAUGUGAAAACUGCUACAGCAGCAGAGAGACACAAAACAAUCCAGACAUCAACAUUCAUUUUAAUAUUUACAGAUUUAUUUUGUUUUAUUGUUGUAUCAGUGUUAGCAAAGACAGUCAACACUUUCACUAACGAUGGAAAUUGUCAUAAAAAUGUUGAAAUAGCUAUUUCAUGAAUUUAAAUAGCUGCAAAUAACUCAGUUUUUGAUCAGGUUUCCUUAGUAACACAUUUUUAAAGCAAUCCAGGGUUUAAAACAGUGGAUUCACACGGAAAGAGACAGGUGAUGGUUCAGACAUUGGAUGAGGAAGCCUCCUUUUGUUUAUUUCUUUAUACACCAAACUGGAUCUAAGAGGAGACCUCUGGGUGUCUUAGAAAGCACUCAAGGUAUUAUAAAUUCCAUCUGCCAUGGAAACCUAGGAGAAGCUGGAAAGCUUUGCUGGGGAGGGGAGUGCCUAGGACAACUUACCCCACCUGUUUCUACAGUGAUCUGGCCCCAAAUAAAGAGAAGAAAAUUAAUGAUUGCAUGGAUUUUAAACCAUUUUCUUUCUUUACAUACGUGAUGCAUUUUUUAACCACUGGUCUGCUAUACUUGAGUUAAAGUAACGCUGCGGUACCUCUUUUUAUUCAAUCAAGCAAUCACUUUAUUUAUAAAGCACUUUUCAUACAUAAACUUGUAUCACAAAGUGCUGUACACAAGAAGGGGAGGAUCGGGGAAUACAUAAUAAAAUACAAAACAAAAUACAAACUGCAAAAGCCCACCCACCCACCCUCCAAGCCCGCAUUUAACAGAGACCCACCCACCCACACAGACAGACAGACACACACACUCUCACAACCACCGAGACACCAAGUCAGGGCUCAACAGGAAGCCACAGAGGACCAAGGAAACGCUAUCUUAAACUAAAAUGGGGAACCACAGGAACCGAAGCUAAACUGAUAAAACCAUGACAAGAUAAAGGAAACUCAUAAAAUGAUAAAAAAUAAAAUGAAAUAAAAUAAUAAUCACAACAAAAUAUUAUAUAAUAAAACUGUUUUGAAAUUCAAACAAUAGAAGAAAAUAAACAAAUAAUGUUAGAAUAUAAGAAUAUAAUUCUAUAAUAAGAUAAUAUUGCAGGGCCUUUGGUCGGACUAAACACAUUAUUUGAAUGUAUCACAUUAUGCUCUGAAAAUAUUUGACGGUUAUUCAGACAAAUGUCUAAACUAUAUACUAAGCAAAUAAUCAAUAAUUGAUCACUACCUUAUUGUAUCUUUGUCUCCCCCAUUUUAGUGGAAGUUGCCAUUGAGGAUGGAGACUCAGACUACCCAACCAUGGGGAAUGAAGGUGAAGUGAAUUCUGCUAUCGGUGGCAUCCUGGAAGCACAUCAAGCAGAACAAACCACCAAUGAAGAGGCAAUCAGUGACUUCAUUGUAGAUCGUAAACCACGUAAAAGGAGCAUGAUAUGGAAGCAUUUUGAAAUCUUGGAAGGUUUGUCUGCUGCUCAGUGUCGCAUUUGCCUGAAGACGCUGCAGUGCUUCGAAGGCGGCAGCACCAGCAACCUGCAUCGACACAUGUCAAAAAGACAUCCAGUGCUGUUUUCUGAGUUUUUGGCCAAUGGGCAAAACCCACGGGCAUCCCACUCUUCGCAGGGACCAAAUAUUGUUGAGGACACAUCACCACCUCAAGAGACAGUCAGGAGAACAGAAAAAAGAAAAUGUCCAGGUGAUGUUUUGAAAGCUUACCUCUGUGUUUUAAUAAUCAGAAAAUUGGGUACCUAACUUUUUAGUCAUACAUCAGGUCCUCAGGCGAGUGAAAGUAUAAGUAUCUGCUUCUCAUAUUCAAAGUUGUAACAUUUGACUUUAUUGUAACAAUUGAUCAUAAAGUGUUUUGACUUUUUGUCAGAAAAAAACUAGGCAUGGGUGCAUAGAUUUUAUUUUCAAAGUAAAUAUUUAAUGAGUUGUCUGUAAAAAAGGAUGAGCAUGUCUUUAUAUAUCACUAUUAGAAGCCCUAAGUGUACUAUUUUUUCCUUUUCUGAUUAAGCAGAUGUUUCAGAGGAGGAUGGGGACACUGACAGCCUCACUGCCGGGAUUAAUGUUGAUAUGAACUCUACCAUUGUUGGAAUCCUGGCCGCUACACGAGGAGGUCCAGCAGAACAAACGGCGCAUUUGGAGUCUAGUGGCGACCACCCUCGCAGACGAGGUAAACGGAGUGUGAUAUGGAAGCACUUUGAACGCUUGGACAGUUUGGAUGCUGCUCAGUGUCGCAUCUGCAUGAAGAAAUUACAUUGCUUUGAAGGCGGCAGCACCAGUAACCUGCAUCGACACAUGUCAAAGAGACACCCGGGGGUCUUUUCUCAGCUUUGGACUGAUGGCCAGAACCACAAUGAGGACACACCGGCCCCCACUGAGACUAUUAAGGCAGCAAAGAAGAGACAGGGUUCAGGUGAUAUUUUGAACCUUUUUGCUGUGUUUGAAUGUGAUUUAAUCCAAAUGUAGCUUCUUUACAGAGGAGGGAUACAUGUCUCUUGUUUUAACACAAACUUGAUAAAAUGAGGGGACCUUGAUCUAAAACCUUGUCCUCAUGUAUACAUGAUCAAGAUAAAUGUAAUAAUCAAGCUGACUUAAGAUUUCAUGCCAGUGUUUUACUGCUUAGAAUCAUUUUUGCAAGGGCAGAAUUUUGCUGGCACCAAUAAGAUAUUGUGGGUGGAUGUUUGUAUCAAAUGUGCCUUAGAUUUGAAAUAAUUUUACAGGCCAAAAAUACCAUAGUAUGAGUUCUUACAUAUAGGUGGAACAAUAUUUAAAUUAUUUAACAGUACAUUUCCCAUAUAUUUUAGCUGGGAAAGAAGUUUAAUAACAUGAAAAAAUUUAAAUGCUCCGGUCUCAACCACUCAACUAGAUGCAUUGUGACUUAAUUUUCUACGUACUUCUAAGAAAGCAGUUUGGUGUCCCUGCUGCUACUAUCAGCCAAAAAAGCUAUGAGGAUUAAUGAAAUUAAACAUGUGUCUUCUUCUUCUCUCUUCUUUAAGGUAUGUUGAAGUUUUCCCCUGAAGGACAAAUGCGCAUGUUUAGGAGAGAGCGAGAGCUGAUUGAAGCCCUGAGGAGAGCCCAGAGGGAGGAGGCUCAAGCUCUGGAGCAACAGAAGGAGCUGAUUGAAAAGCUGCGUUCUGCGAAUGCCAGGGAGGCAGCUGCAGAGAGGGAGCAAAUUGAGUCAUUGAGAAAAGCACAGAUGGAGGAAGCUAAAGACUUGAUUAGACAGAGAGAAGAACUCGAGGUGGAAAAAGCCGAGUUGCAGAAGAAAUGGGAAGAGCUUCAGCAGCAGCAGGGCUAGGGACUACGAAUUUUCCUUGUUUCAUAGAGGACAGCAACCUUCCUGAGUCUGGUACAGUGUGAGGACUGGACAUGUCAUUUUGCUGUCAGACUAUACAUAAAUCCGCAGGACUGAAUCAAACCAAUAGUAAUGUAAAAAAAAAAAGAAGAUAAGUAGAUUCCACUAAAUGUUUGUUUCAAAUAUUCCAGUAAAUUGAAAUGUAAACUGUG